Topomyia yanbarensis is the source of this 905-nucleotide messenger RNA. RefSeq names its product oligoribonuclease. Gene Ontology annotation, molecular function: 3'-5'-RNA exonuclease activity; nucleic acid binding. NCBI's taxonomy places the organism in Eukaryota, Metazoa, Arthropoda, Insecta, Diptera, Culicidae. The record is from RefSeq and is a predicted model, not a curated record. The transcript has 2 exons. Gene Ontology annotation, cellular component: mitochondrion. The coding region runs from base 170 to 802 and encodes 210 amino acids.
UGUAAUUUAUUAAUUAAUCACACGGUAACCUUCUAGUUUUACCAUUACUCAGGUCAAGGAUAACCUGCUAAAACUAAGUUAGUGAAGGCUGCAUGGAACGCUUUUGUAUAAUAACUAUUCCCAAUAAUUUAAGUGAAUUGAAUUUAGUUUUUUGAGCUGUGCUGUGGUGAUGACAUUUUUUUCAAAAUUUAAUAGGCUAUUUCGAGCUAGAGCACAAAUAAUGUAUUCAUCUGCAAGUCGAUCAAAGACUCCAUCACAACACAAUCUAGUGUGGAUAGACAUGGAAAUGAGUGGACUAGACGUGGAUAAUGAUAAAAUCCUAGAAGUUGCUUGCAUAGUUACAAAUAAAAACCUGGAAUACUUGGAACCUGGGCUGAAUUUGGUCAUCCACGAACCAGAGUCGGUAUUGCAAUCAAUGAAUGAAUGGUGCAAGGUGAACCAUUCAAAAACUGGCCUUUUACAGGCGGUACGAGACUCGAGAAUUGGUUUGUCUGAUGCAGAGCAAACCAUUCUGGAUGUUGUAAAAAAACACUGUCCGGAAAAAGCAUGUCCGCUGGCCGGUAACUCUGUAUACAUGGAUAGAAUGUUUCUUAGUCGAUAUAUGCCCCGACUAAACGAGUUUCUACACUACCGCAUUGUAGAUGUUAGUUCGCUGAAGGAGCUUUGUAAACGUUGGAAUGGUGCUAUAUUUUCUCGUGUCCCCCCAAAAGAGUUACGGCAUCGUGCACUGGAAGACAUUGAAGAAAGCAUUAAGGAAUUGCAGUACUAUAGGCAAUACAUGUUUCAAGGAAACCAAACUUAGAGAUGUUUAGUGCAGGUUUAGAAUUUCACUCAUCCACCCAUUGUGUUCUAGAAUUUUUAGCAAGGAGUAAUAAAGAAUUUAAGAUUGUAUUUUAUUAAACUCA